Molecule: messenger RNA, 1317 nt
Organism: Microsporum canis CBS 113480
Lineage: Eukaryota; Fungi; Ascomycota; Eurotiomycetes; Onygenales; Arthrodermataceae
Product: SAGA-associated factor 29
Exons: 3
Coding region: 1-1317 (438 amino acids)
Cellular component (GO): SAGA complex
Source: RefSeq, a predicted model, not a curated record
AUGGACGAGGACGAGGUUCAGCCACAGGAUGCGCGCAAGCAUGCGAAAACGCCACAGCAGCGACUCCUACUGCGAUUCCGACUGCCAGCCCGACCGCCGCAGGAGACAGCAGAGACAGGGCGACAGAUCUAUCAGGCGCAGCACAAUCGCAUCGGGGCGACGGACGACGCGGAUGGCAUCCAUGGUUCAUCGUCGACCAGCCCAGCCGCAUCCACGACCGUGAAGACAGGGAGCAGCAGCAGCAGCAGCAGCAGCAGCGAGAGAAGCAUCCGUGGCAGGCCCCCGACGCUCCAUAGCUCGCACGACUGGGGAGCAUUGGAUAUAGAGAAGGGCAGACAGGGUGCUGCCAGCAUGUCGCGCAACCGUCCGAGAGGGCCGGCGACGAGAGAGAACGGGCUGGCGGCAGACGAGGAGGUUGAGAUGUGGAACAAGAUCUGCCAGGAUAUCAGAAAGGCCGCUGAGAAGAACGACAGGCAGAGGGCCAUUGGCCUGCAGAUUGCCGCCUUGAACGAGAAGAUAGCACGGAACGGCAGCAAGCCGACACUGGCGGAGAUAGACCACCUGGACAGCCUCCACCGGCAGCAGCUGAAGCUGAGCGAGGAGGAGAGGGCCAUCCUGCAGGACGAGCCGGCGGACGUCACCAAGAACCUGGGCAUCCUGAUCGCCCUCCGCUCGGCGUCAGAGGCAGACCCCCAGAGCCGGUCUCUCUCGCAGAACAAGUCUCGCAAGAGAAAAGGAGACGUCGACCUCGCCUCGACCGAGUCUCCCGGGCCGUCGUCCUCGGGCGUGUCGUCAGACAAGCUGAAUCGGAUCAAGGGCGGCGCCCAGCGGAGCACCAGCGUGUCGAGCAGCCAUCGUGAGGUCACCGCCUCGCUGGACAGCGGCGUCGAGGGCGGCCGGCCGUCCGAGAGAGCAGACCAGCUUGUCGUCGGUGCCGAAGUCGUCUUCAAGCACAACAAGAAGCAGCAGGGCGUCGAGGGAGAGGGAAUACAGUGCAUCAUCAAGAACAUCAGCGGCGAAGGAAACAAAAGACGAUACGACGUCCAGGACCCGGAGCCCAUCGAGAACGGGGAAGAGGGCGCCAUCUACAAGACCACGGCGGCCUCCCUGAUCCCCAUCCCCAAGGCCGGCUCCCCGCUGCCGCAGUUCCAGGUGGGCAAGCAGGUUCUGGCCCGGUAUCCGGACACGACGACCUUCUACCGGGCCGAAGUCAUGGGCCUGAAGAAGGACGUCUACCGUCUCAAGUUCGAGGGCGAAGAAGACGACAAGGAGAUGGAGGUCGACCGCCGCUACGUCCUCGACAUCCCUAGCAAGUGA